CUCAACUUCCCCUGAAAACAACACCACGUGUGAGGGAAAUGAAUGGGUAGCUGUCAGCGCUGUCCACACAUGCACAUUCAACUGCAUUAAGAGCACGACUUACCGUUAACUGACCAACGUUUGUGUUCGUUUUAAAACUCAAAAGAACGCCACUUCUUGAGAAGAGUGACGGUGCUCACCAUGAGUUUUGUGGAGUACUCAGACUUCAUUCAGGACGGGGACGUGGCCAUCGUCUACCUGGGCCAUGAAUCCAUGAUGCCAGUCAAGGUGCAGCAGGGCGCCCAAACGCAGACGCGCUACGGAGCUAUUCGCCACUCCACAGACCUGAUAGGUCAGCGGUACGGAUCGAAGGUCACCUGCAGCAAAGGCGGCUGGGUCUACGUGCUUCACCCAACACCUGAGCUGUGGACGGUCACCCUGCCGCACCGCACACAGAUCCUCUACACCACCGACAUCGCCACCAUCACCAUGAUGCUGGAGCUGAAACCGGGCUCAGUCGUCUGCGAGUCAGGGACCGGUAGCGGCUCUCUCUCCCACGCCAUCCUGCGCACCAUCGCCCCCACAGGCCACCUGCACACGGUGGAGUUCCACCAGCAGCGGGCGGAGAAGGUGGCCGAGGAGUUCAAGGAGCACCACGUGGAUCACCUUGUCACUGUCAGGAACCAGGAUGUGUGCAAGGACGGCUUCGGGGUAACCGGGGUGGCGGACGCCGUCUUCCUCGACAUCCCCAGUCCCUGGGAGGCAGUGACACACGCCAAGGCUGCUAUGAAGAAACAAGGAGGUCGGGUGUGUUCGUUCUCUCCGUGUAUCGAGCAGGUUCAGAGGACAUGCGAGGCGUUGGUGGACCAGGGCUUCGAGGAGCUCAGCACCGUGGAGAUCCUGCUGAGAGUCCACGACGUGCGAACCGUCUCCCUGCCGCUGCCCGACUUCGGCCCUGACUCCUUAGCUCAGACUCAGCCCGACGUUGCAGAGAAAACGCCUCCAAUCCAGGCCUCCGUCGCCAUGAAGACCACCAUCCUGCCCAGAGAAAUGCCAGGUCACACAGGGUACCUCACCUUCGCUACCAAACCCAGAACCUAAAGGGAUUUUUCUUUAUUUUCCCCAUCAGAAUCUGCAGGAGUGAGUAACACUCCCUGUCGAGGAUGUGGGUGUUUGCUGUGAUGGAAGCUUCACAUUCAUCUUGUUGGGGGGGGGGGUGUAAUGUUAACUGUGAAUCUUACUUGGUGAUUCAGGUUUUGACGGUUAUUGUAAGUUAACACCACCACAGAUUGGGAAUAUAUUUUAACGAGGCCAGGCUGUGACCUGAAACUGCAAAUGUUUAUUGCUAUAGAAUGCAUUUAGUUGGAGAUAAUCUGCUUUAUGGCCAGAUAAAGUUGCACUAAUCAGUAUUUUGGAAUUAUCAAUGAAUCAAAUGAUUGUGUUAAGUGAAAGGUGCUGCUCAUAGAGUAUAACCACCAAAGAAUCAUCACCCAAAUCAAGUUUUUCCGUCUUUCAGCUCAUUGUUUUAGUUUUAUGUCCCGCAAAAAGCCAGACAUAACGUAAUAUAGCCCUUAAAAAGAAUAGGAGGACUGCUGAACUAUAAAUGAAUAGUUUGACUACAAAUUAUAAUCUUUCAGAACAGGUAAUUAUUUGAAGUAUCUAAGUGCUUUAUAAAUUUAAAUGUACCUUCUUUUUUUCUUUUUAUUUUGUCUGGCAUUGCAGGCAUUAAUUUCCAUAUCGUACAAAAUUCUUAGACUGGAGUUGUGUCAACAUGUCUGCAUUAAAGACAUUUCUGUUAAGGUAAUACAGUGCAGACUUUCUUUACCAUGCAAUGAUUAUGCAACAUUGAGUCAAAGUAAAGCAAACAUGAUAUUCGGUGCGAUUAAUAAAGUCGAGCUCAAGUUUUAA
This is a messenger RNA of Perca fluviatilis (European perch), 1887 nucleotides long. RefSeq names its product tRNA methyltransferase 61A (gene trmt61a). The transcript is spliced from 5 exons. Gene Ontology annotation, biological process: tRNA methylation. The record is from RefSeq and is a predicted model, not a curated record. Gene Ontology annotation, cellular component: tRNA (m1A) methyltransferase complex; nucleus. NCBI's taxonomy places the organism in Eukaryota, Metazoa, Chordata, Actinopteri, Perciformes, Percidae. Bases 181 to 1080 code for a protein of 299 amino acids.